Messenger RNA from Spizellomyces punctatus DAOM BR117, 1001 nucleotides. RefSeq lists its product as uncharacterized. The record is from RefSeq and is a predicted model, not a curated record. The coding region runs from base 22 to 897 and encodes 291 amino acids. Gene Ontology annotation, biological process: double-strand break repair via homologous recombination; DNA strand invasion. The transcript is spliced from 2 exons. Gene Ontology annotation, cellular component: replication fork; Rad51B-Rad51C-Rad51D-XRCC2 complex; centrosome. Gene Ontology annotation, molecular function: four-way junction DNA binding. NCBI's taxonomy places the organism in Eukaryota, Fungi, Chytridiomycota, Chytridiomycetes, Spizellomycetales, Spizellomycetaceae.
GAAAUGUCAUUUGAUUGAGUAAUGGAGAGCAAGUUGCGUUUGCAGCGUUUCCCAAUGAUCAUGGGAGAUGCCAAUCCACAGCACAAGCAACAACAGCAACAAGAACACUUACAGCAACUUCCAUCUAUUCUGUCGGGAAUAGAGUGCGAUACCGCACUCUCCCUGUUUGCUUGCUAUCAGAGGAAUUCCCCUUUGGUGCUGGCACCGGGCCUGCCAACAGUCCAUGUAGGUGAACUUGUCGAUAUAUCCGGUGCUCAAGGCUGUGGAAAAACUCAGCUGCUUAUGCAACUAAGUGCUCUCGCCGUUCUCCCCGCCACAUGGACGCCGCCUUCAGCAACAGAUGCGAUUCCCCUCCGCGGUUCCGCAACACCAGUCCUCCUCAUUGACGUAGAUCUCCGAUUCUCUCUCUCCCAGCUAGCUUCUUUCAUGAGAGCACACAUCCAGCUGUGCAUUUCACCGACCUCCGUCUCUCAGGCCUCCCUCACCGCACUUAUCAACAGCUCGCUAUCCCGAUUGCACAUUUGUCGCCCUACAAGUCCGCUUCAAAUGCUUGCGACUUUAUUGAACGCCCCAAAAUCGUUCAUAUUGGAGCGGGACACGCUGUCCUCACUUGUGAUCAUCGACGGUUACUCAACAUAUUACUGGUUUAACCGCUUUGACGAUUAUGAUAUCAAUAAAAGUUCAGCGGGGCAACCCUCCAUGCAUCGCGCGAUCGCACGCGCACUCAGGCGAUUGAAGCAAGAGUACGCGUGUGGUGUCAUUGUGACACGCGGCGAACGUGUCAGAUCGAGGCAUGGUGAUUUUGUGGCUUCUAGAGAUACUGUGUGGACCUCCCUAGUGGAUAGGUUUGUCGCGGUGUGGAAAGAGCAGGAAAAGGUCCGAUGGAAAGAGAUGUAACCGUCGUUGCAGUAUAUAUCUCGUAUGUAGUAGUAAUCAUGUAUAAUCAUGUAUAUAACGAAUGAUACCUAACCAUGUGCAUAAAUACAAUUUAAUUAAUGCUA